Dentiscutata erythropus is the source of this 627-nucleotide messenger RNA. Lineage: Eukaryota; Fungi; Glomeromycota; Glomeromycetes; Diversisporales; Gigasporaceae. The record is from the annotation of a GenBank genome assembly.
AUGGCAACGUUAUCAUUAAUUAAAUUCGAUGGUCCUUUUAAUCUUUCUAUUCCCUCUAAUGAAAAUCGAUUUUAUUUAUCUGCAAUACAGAAGUAUGACGCCCCUAAAAUUUAUUCAAUCCUUGGUCCAACAAAUAUAUUAUCUAUGGAUAUUCAUAAAUGGACAAGGGCGCUCCCUAAUCCUUACACUCUUUCUGAUGCUGAAUUUUUUGUAUCGAAAUGCCUCAGUUCGUACUCUGAAACCCUUACUUGUACAACAUGGGCAAUUCGUAAUGAUCAAAAUGAAUUUAUCGGAUGCAUUGGACUACUUUUGCUUGAUGAAUCUUCCUACAAUAUUUCUUCUGAUUUUAAUUAUCUCUCUAAAAACAGCUAUGAAGUUGGAUAUUUUAUUUCCCCACAUUAUAGAAAUCUUGGCAUUACUAGUUCUGCUUUGAAUUUUGUUUGUGAUGAAAUCGCCUUUAAUGGUUUAGGAUUAGACCAUUUAUAUGGAAUGACUUUUACCGGAAACGUUAAAAGUGAGCGCGUAUUGAAAAAAUCCGGGUUCAAGUUCGAAAAGAUAUUAAAUGAUGCGUUGGUAAAAGAUGAUAAAAAAGUAGAUAUCUCUUGUUAUAUUAAGCGUAAAGAUUAA